AUGGUGAAGUCGUGUGUGACCAGCAGGGAGGCCGUCCCCCCUCUGCCUAUUUUCUCUCACGCAACAGUAUCGGGCAAGACUGUGUACGUCUCUGGCAGCAUCGGAUGCGACAAGGACUUCAAGCUCGUCGGCGGGCUAGAGGAACAAACACGCGCAGGGAUUGAGAAUAUGCUCAAGAUCGUGCGAUCGGCCGGGGCGGACUUGCAGAACAUCCUGAAAGUGAAUAUCUUCCUCACCAAUCUCAAGGAAGACUUUGCGCCCAUGAAUAAAAUAUAUGCAGAGUACUUCUCCGAGCACCCGCCCGCGCGGACAUGCGUCGGCGUCGCAGUCUUACCGAUGGGUGCAAGCUUUGAGAUUGAGUGUAUAUGCGAGCUUCCUUGA
Molecule: messenger RNA, 381 nt
Organism: Postia placenta MAD-698-R-SB12
Lineage: Eukaryota; Fungi; Basidiomycota; Agaricomycetes; Polyporales; Adustoporiaceae
Exons: 4
Coding region: 1-381 (126 amino acids)
Cellular component (GO): cytosol; mitochondrion
Molecular function (GO): deaminase activity
Source: RefSeq, a predicted model, not a curated record